UUCACCCUACUUCAUUUCUUUCGUUCUUCUUUUUUACGCACUAAGAUGCUACUUAACUCUAUGUAUUAGGUUUUUCUUUUCGUUUUAUUUCUGUGCUUCUACAUGCUAUGCCGCACUUUCAGUAAGAGACUACAUCAGGGAAUUGCGUUCAAAUUUCAAUGUGCAGAACGCAACGCUUCUCUUUGACCUAGCUUUGUGAUGGAAUGUGACGUUGGAGGUGUCUCUGAUUCAUGCAUUUUGCACACUUGCAAGAGAAGAAGGGUUUAUAAAGGCUGCUUUCAUCCAUCCAUUGAUAUCAUGACAGAAACUGAAGCUUCCCUACCUAUCUUGAACUCGUCCGGUUAUUAUACCAAACCAUCUUUGAAGGAAUUAGUGGCCAGGGAACUCGUUGAACCUGGUUAUUGCAGCCGUGUCCCUGAUUUCACUGUUGGAAGAUUUGGUUAUGGAUAUGUCAGGUAUCUCAAUGAAACUGAUGUCAGGGGGUUACGUAUAGAUGAAAUUGUGAAGUUUCAUAGGCAUGAGAUAGUUGUAUACAGUGAUGAAAAUGAUAAGCCUGCUGUUGGCCAGGGCCUUAACAAGGCAGCUGAAGUAGUUUUGGUAUUAGACAGUGAAAUAUUGAAGUCUAAGGAGGGGAAGGAAGAUGUUAUGGUUAGCAAAUUAAAACAAAUUACAAAGAGACAGAAGGCACAAUUUAUUUCCUUUGAUCUAGUGACUGGUGAGUGGAAAUUCUUAGUUGGACACUUCAGCAGAUUUGGGUUUGGUGAUGAUGAUGAGGAAGACAUUGCUAUGGAUGAUGCUGAGGUAUAUGAUGUUGAGAAAGAAUCACCAUCAAAUACCAAUGAACUUGAACUUUCUCAUUCUCUUCCUUCUCAUCUUAGGCUUGAUCCUGUUAAAAUGAGAGAAAUGAGAUUAUUGAUGUUUCCUGAUGAAGAAGAGGUAGAGGACUUAAGUUGCAAAUCAUCUUCUGGUAAGCAGUAUGUGCGGCCUUUACAAAGUUCUGCUCAGGCAAUCAACCAUCGAUCCACCCCACCAGUUGCUAGAAAAACUCCAUUUCCAUUACUUGAGUAUAAACAUGGGAAUUUUGAUUCAAAUUCUCCUGGAGGAAUUUUGAUGGUUCAGCAGCAUAAGGGCAUGCCUCUUAGGACGAUAAAAUCACAAGGUUUUAAGCUAGAUCUCAAACAUGAAACUCCAGUAUCUGGAAACUAUGCUCACAAUAUAGUUGAUGCUGGUCUGUUUAUGGGUAAGUCAUUUCGAGUUGGGUGGGGACCAAAUGGCAUUCUUGUACACUCCGGUGCACCCGUAGGAAGCAGUGGUAAUCACAAACUGUUAUCAUCUGUUGUCAAUUUGGAGAAAGUUGCUUUCGACAAUGUGGUCAGGGAUGAAAAUAAAAAAGUGACUGAGGAACUUAUUGAUCAUGCUUUGGUAUCUCCAUUAAAUUUUCACAAAGGAAUAAACCAUGUGAUGAAAGAAGUUGAAAUUGGUCCCUGCAAGUUGACACUUCAAAAGCUUGAAGCUAAUCGUUCAACCCUGUCUGAGAUUUCUCAUCACUAUUGUGAUCUUAUUGAGCGGCAAUUGAGUGUUCCUGGGUUAUCUUCCACUACUCGUUUGGGUUUGACACACCAAGUAAUGACCUGGGAGUUAAUUAGAGUUCUUUUUUCUGACAGAGAACAAAAAGGUCAAGUAGAAUCUUUGGGUGCUGACAAUGAGGAAGAUAUGAUGCAGGAUAUAAAGGAAAUUUGUCAAGAUGUUGACCGAGAAGCACUCCCUCUAAUGAGGAGGGCAGAGUUUAGUUAUUGGUUGCGAGAGAGUGUUUCCUAUCAUGUUCAAAAUCAAAUAAGCUCUCUAAAUGAUUCUGAUUAUCUGCAGCAUAUAUUUGUACUCCUGACUGGGCGGCAACUAGAUGAAGCAGUGCAGCUGGCUGUGUCCAAAGGAGAUGUGAGGUUGGCUUGUUUGUUAAGUCAGGCUGGUGGUUCUACUGUGAAUCGCUCUGAUAUUGCAAGGCAACUUGAUAUUUGGAGAAAUAAAGGCCUGGAUUUUAGUUUCAUUGAAAAGGACAGAUUGAGACUCUAUGAAUUGCUUGCAGGAAAUAUUCAUGAUGCAUUGCAUGACGUCAAAAUUGACUGGAGGAGGUUCUUAGGUUUAUUAAUGUGGUACAAAUUACCACCAAACACUUCAUUACCCAUUGCUUUUCAGACUUAUAAACAUUUUGUUGAUGAGGGAACAGCUCCAUAUCCUGUUCCCCUUUUUAUUGAUGAAGGAACAUCAGAGGAGGUUAUCAGUUGGAACACGGAUAACCACUUUGACAUUUCAUUUUAUUUAAUGCUUCUUCAUGCCAACAAAGAGACAAAAUUCAGCUUUCUGAAGGCUAUGUUUAGUGCAUUCUCUUCUACCCCUGAUCCACUUGAUUAUCAUAUGAUUUGGCAUCAACGAGCAGUCUUGGAAGCUGUGGGUGUUAUCAAUUCUAAUGAUCUUCAUAUUCUAGACAUGUCAUUUGUGUCUCAGCUGUUGUGUGUAGGGAAAUGUCAUUGGGCCCUAUAUGUGGUCCUUCACUUGCCCCUUCGUGAAGAUUAUCUAUAUCUUCAUGUAAAUCUGAUUCGGGAAAUAUUGUUCCAAUACUGUGAAACUUGGAGUUCAGAUGAAUCUCAGCAACAGUUCAUUGAGGAUUUAGGCAUUCCCACAGAUUGGAUGCAUGAGGCUUUGGCAAUUUAUUAUAAUUAUAAUGGGGAUCACUCAAAAGCCCUUGACCAAUUUCUUCAGUGUGCAAAUUGGCAGAAAGCUCAUGCUAUUUUUAUAACUUCAGUUGCUCAUAGGUUAUUCUUGCAAGCAAAACAUGCUGAGAUAUGGAGGAUAGCAACUUCCAUGGAGGACCAUAAAUCUGAAAUUGAAAACUGGGAGUUGGGAGCUGGAAUUUAUAUUUCAUUUUAUUUGAUGAGGAACUCACUUCAGGAUGAUACCAAUGCUAUGACCGAAUUGGAUUCUCUUGAAAGUAAAAAUGCUGCUUGUCAGGAUUUUGUCAGUCAGCUAAAUGAAUCCCUAGCUGUUUGGGGUUGCAGAUUACCUGUUGAUGCAAGGGUGGUGUAUUCAAGAAUGGCAGGCGAGAUAUGUGAUUUGCUACUAUCAGGUGUAGGUGAGGGUGCUACCCGUGAUGAGCAGUUUAACUGCUUUGACACUGCUUUCAGUGCUCCCAUUCCAGAAGACCAACGCUCUGGUCACUUGCAGGAUGCAGUGUAUCUUUUUACCAGCUAUCUCUCAGAGAUUGCUACGUAAUUCCACAAUCUGCCAUUUACUGUCAUAUGAAGUCAAAUAGAAUAGAACUUCAAUUUGUUUGCAAGGCAGGAUUUUGAUCUGCAUACGAUUCGUGAGAUUUGUGGCUGUUUUUUUUUUUUUUUUUUUUUUUUUUUUUUUUUUGUAUCUUGGACUUGUAUGAAAAGUAUGAGAUGCCGCUAAAUAACAUUCAUUAAUUUUGCCUGUAUGCCAACUGAUAAGUAUGGGAUAAGGCUUUGUUUGUUGUUGUAGUUAACUGAAUUUCUACAUGACUUGAUAAAAGGGAACUGAGUUUUGAAAUUGAAUAAAUUGGGAAUUGGAUAUUCCAAAUUUCAA
Glycine soja is the source of this 3600-nucleotide messenger RNA. Its product is annotated as nuclear pore complex protein NUP96. The coding region runs from base 199 to 3267 and encodes 1022 amino acids. Gene Ontology annotation, molecular function: structural constituent of nuclear pore. The record is from RefSeq and is a predicted model, not a curated record. NCBI's taxonomy places the organism in Eukaryota, Viridiplantae, Streptophyta, Magnoliopsida, Fabales, Fabaceae. Gene Ontology annotation, cellular component: nuclear pore. The transcript has 6 exons. Gene Ontology annotation, biological process: nucleocytoplasmic transport.